This is a messenger RNA of Paramisgurnus dabryanus, 8351 nucleotides long. It is a transcript of the gene clocka, whose product is annotated as clock circadian regulator a. The record is from RefSeq and is a predicted model, not a curated record. Gene Ontology annotation, biological process: circadian regulation of gene expression; regulation of transcription by RNA polymerase II. Gene Ontology annotation, cellular component: cytoplasm; nucleus; CLOCK-BMAL transcription complex. NCBI's taxonomy places the organism in Eukaryota, Metazoa, Chordata, Actinopteri, Cypriniformes, Cobitidae. Gene Ontology annotation, molecular function: DNA-binding transcription factor activity, RNA polymerase II-specific; E-box binding; protein dimerization activity.
CGUGGGAAGCCUGGGGUAGGCCCUGCUGUUUUUCUAACUCUAGUUCAAUCCUACGCUGCCGUCUCAACCAAAACAAGGAGCGAGAAAAUCCCCCUCCUGGACGGCAAAUAAACGAGUGUAACCAUUGUCGUCGGAUUUGACUUGUUUUUGGAUUUAAAACACUCAAUGACAAUCAAAAGGAACCCUUCUGGAACUUUCCCGACCUAAAGAAGAUUAAAGAGCAAAUUUGUGGAGUUUCACAAUUAUUACAGCUACGACGGAAAUCAUGACAUAAGUGGCUAUUGCUAACAUGUGGUGCCUUCAGUCUUACGCCCGAUGGAAAGCACGUACACCCCACAGGGAUCCACAGCAGGCUUUUAAACCUUAACCCUUCAUGUGAUCUCAGAGAGUUCUGAUUGACCCUCCAUACAACAACAUUGAUAUUCACGCACACCUUUUGUCUAGUCCUGUGGCUGCCCUGACUUUGCAUCCUCUGGCAAACUCCUCUUUAUCUAGAGCAAGUAGACCUGGAGGUUAAUGUACAAAUGUCUACCUCACGCUUAAAGGUCCUCUCUCUACAUCUGCAACCUUGAAGACACUACAAAAUGACCUCCAGCAUAGACCGAGAUGACAGCAGCAUCUUUGAUGGGUUGAUGGAAGAAGAUGAGAAGGACAAAGCAAAAAGAGUUUCUAGGAACAAGUCGGAAAAGAAGAGGCGAGACCAGUUCAAUGUGCUCAUCAAAGAACUGGGCACCAUGUUGCCGGGUAACACCCGGAAGAUGGACAAGUCUACCAUCCUCCAGAAGAGCAUCGACUUCCUGCGCAAACAUAAAGAAAUCGCUGCACAGUCUGAGUCCAGUGAAAUCCGUCAGGACUGGAAACCUCCCUUUCUCAGCAAUGAGGAGUUCACACAGCUGAUGCUGGAGGCACUAGAUGGCUUUUUUCUGGCUAUCAUGACAGACGGCAACAUAAUCUAUGUCUCAGAAAGUGUCACGUCUUUAUUAGAACAUCUACCUUCUGAUCUUGUGGAUCAGAACCUGUUAAAUUUUCUUCCACUGGGUGAGCACUCUGAGGUGUAUAAAGCCCUGUCCACACACAUUCUAGAUGGGGAGACCCUCACCCCUGACUACCUAAAAACAAAAAACCAGUUAGAGUUUUGUUGCCACAUGCUCCGGGGCACGAUCGACCCAAAGGAACCGCCCGUUUAUGAGUAUGUCAAGUUCAUCGGAAACUUUAAGUCCCUCAACACUGUGCCUAACUCGACGCGUAACGGCUUUGAGGGAGUGAUUCAGCGAUCGCUGAGACCUGCUUUCGAAGACAGAGUGUGUUUCAUUGCAACUGUGAGGUUAGCCAAACCUCAGUUUAUCAAGGAAAUGUGUACUGUGGAGGAGUCCAAUGAGGAGUUUACUUCCAGACACAGUUUAGAAUGGAAAUUCCUGUUCUUGGACCACAGGGCACCUCCCAUCAUAGGUUACCUGCCCUUUGAAGUUCUGGGUACGUCUGGCUAUGACUACUAUCAUGUGGAUGACCUGGAGACGCUGGCCAAAUGCCAUGAGCAAUUAAUGCAGUACGGUAAGGGGAAGUCGUGCUAUUAUCGAUUUCUAACCAAAGGUCAGCAGUGGAUCUGGCUACAGACGCAUUACUACAUCACCUACCACCAGUGGAACUCACGGCCCGAGUUUAUCGUCUGCACACACACUGUGGUCAGUUACGCUGAAGUGAGAGCUGAACAGCGUCGAGAACUGGGGAUUGAGGAGUCGCCUCCGGAAAUCUCAGCAGACAAGUCCCAAGACUCCGGCUCUGAGUCUCAGUUGAAUACAUCCAGCCUGAAGGAGGCGCUGGAGCGUUUCGAUCACAGCCGCACACCCUCCGCCUCCUCAAGGAGCUCCCGCAAGUCCUCCUCACACACAGCCGUCUCCGACCCCACGUCCACACAGACAAAACCACAGACAGACCAUAUCACACCUCCCCGCCAAUCAGUCUCAGCCAUUGAGAUGACAUCACAGCGGAGGUCCUCCAUUAGCAGUCAGUCUAUGAGCUCUCAGAACACGGCACAGACGAUGGCAACAUCCCUAGUGUCUCAGCCUCAGCAACUUCAGCCUAACGUACAGCCGGUGCUGCAAUUUUCUACGCAGAUGGAUGCGAUGCAACAUCUUAAGGAUCAGCUGGAGCAGCGCACGCGCAUGAUCGAGGCCAACAUCCAGAGACAACAAGACGAGCUACGGCAAAUACAAGAAGAACUGCAGAGGGUGCAGGGACAGAACUUACAGAUGUUCUUGCAGCCAGGAGCAGGCGGUAUCAACCUUGGCUCGGUGCAGUUGGCGCAGGGAUCAUCUGUGCAGACAGGGGGCGCUCUUUCCAUGCAGGGUGCAGUGGUGCCAGCAGGCAACCUGCAAAGUGGUCUGCAGUCCACGCACACAGGGACACAACACGCCGUCACACAGCAUUCUCAACAGGCACCACCACCGGCACCACAACAGCAGAACCUUAUCAGAGAUCAAAGCUCAACACUAACACAGCAGCCUCAGAGGUCAUCUCACACGCUUCAGUCUCCUCAAGGAGCAUUGCCUGCAUCUUUAUAUAACACCAUGAUGAUCUCUCAGCCUGCCCAAGCCAACGUCGUGCAGAUCGCCACAAGCUUGGCCCAGAACAGCACCCCCAGUGGUGGCACUGUCGCCACUUUCGCACAAGAUCGUCAGAUAAGGUUUCCGGCUGCUCCACAGCUUCUCACGAAGCUUGUAACCGGUCCAAUGGCAUGCGGUGCGGUUAUGGUGCCUACCACCAUGUUCAUGGGGCAAGUGGUCACUGCAUUUGCACCACAGCAGGGCCAGGCUCAAACUAUCAGCAUCGCCCAGCAGCCGCCUGCGCAGACGCAGGAGCAGCAGGCCCAGACGCAGUCACAGACGGCUGUGGCAACAGCCCAACAGCAAGGCCAGGCCCAAGCUCAACUUGUCCAGCAGCAAACCCAAUUCCUGCAGGCUCCUCGACUUAUCCACGGUAACCAGUCCACCCAGCUGAUUCUCCAGGCAGCUUUUCCCCUGCAGCAGCAAGGCACCUUCGCAGCCGCAGCGCAACAACAUCAGCAACUGCAGCAGCAACAACAACUGCAGCAGCAGCAGCUCCAUCAGCAGCAUCAACAACAGCAGCAGCAGCUGCAACAACAGCAGCAACAACAGCAACACCAACUGCAACAACAACAUCAUCAACAGCAGCAGCAACUGGCAGCUCACAGAUCCGACAGCAUGUCGGACCGCUCCAGCGCACCGCCUCAGUAGCAGAAGCAGCGGACCAUCGCAUGGCGGAGACCGAAUCAAACCUCUGCUGAGCAGUCUUGGAGGCCGGGGGCGUGCAUUCGGUGGAUUGAGGGAGAUAUAUGACACACAUGGUAUUUGUACUGUACCCUCAUAUCCUUCCACUGUUUGGAGGUCCAGGUGAAAGGCAUAACGUGCCCUCUCCAGCCUAUUUGUUUGGCGGCUUGCAUGGAAUUCUGGAAGAGGUCCGACCACAAGUCACCGAAGGUUUUGCUGGUUGUUUGGUUUGGUUUCUUAAAGCCGCAAACUAUCUGCACUUUUACCUUCGCCACAGUAAGAAGGGGCCGAAAGGUUCUGCCUGUCAUGUUCCCCUUCGUGUCUUUCGCCCACCUUUCACAGGUUUAUUUAUGCAGAACGCUCUGGUUAAAAACUUGGAGCUUGUGCUUCGAGACUUCAAAGAAGUCCUACAGAACAAACAGCACCUCCAUCUAUCUGUCUAUCUAGCUAUUUCUUCUUCGUUUGUCCUCAAUUCCUCUUUCCUUUUACAUUUUACUCGUGAAAGUAAUUAUGGGUCAGAAAAUAUUUUUAAGAAUGUCAAGUGGAUUCAACAUUUAUUGUACAGUUCGCCUGUAAAAUAAUAUGUAAAUAUAUGGACAAAAGGAAAGAGAAAUUAAUAUUUUAUAUGAUGCAUGAGAUGAAAAGCGUAGUCUGUUAUUUGUAGCUUUGAAUAUACAUUUUUCUAAUAUUCAAAGGCAAACGUAAUACACAUAAUGGCUGAUCUCUUCACAGACUUCCUUUUUCCAGUGGGAUGAUGGGGGUGAGUACGUGUUUAUGUAUCUAUGUGCUUGCGCACAUGCGUUUGUACGGAUGCGUGUCUGUCUGCCGAGCAGGCAAUGCUGGAUCCACGGUUUGUGUCACAGUUGGUUUAAAAAUCACCUUCGUAUAAACAACAGAUGACUUUUAGAUAUUUUGCAUUAUACAGGAAUUGCAAAAACAUAGUUCUAAUAAAUUUGGAGAGAUGAUUUACAUUUGUAAAUACUUUGGAAAGAGAAGGCUUCGGUUAGGAUUUUACACGGUUAGACAAAAUAUCAAAAUGGUGCUUUGACUUUAAGAUGUCCAUAUUUAUGCAUAAGUCAUUACAGGUUUCAAUGUAAUGGCAGUAAAAGCCUCUCGUGACAUCCAAUGAUUAAAAAAUAAGACAAAGCAACCAUUAAAAUAAGCUAAAACAAAAAUCAAGAUGACACUUAGUGUUCAGUUAUUUUUAUAAUGAUAGUUAUUUAUUAGAGAACCAAGCUCUCUUAAUAUAUUUUGUUGGGUGGAGAUAAGGGCUUGAAGUCAAAAAGAAUGAGAUCUGAUUACUAAAACUAAAUGCAGGGUUAUAAAGAGGACAAAUAUAUUUACAGAUUGCUUCAGGUUAAGCCAUAGUGUUCUCUAGUUUUGUUAGUUCUUCACAUGUUGUAGCUGUUUUACUAGAUGGUUAGGAUGAAAGGAUGAAAUAUAAUUUCACAGUCAAACCUAUUUGAUAGUAAAUUAUCACGUGUUUGCACAUUUUUAAAACAGAAAAUAUUUUUAUGCCUGUUGGCUCGAUAACAUUUCAAAUAAGCGCAUCUUCCAUGACUUGACUUUGCUAUCUUCCAGACAUCUCUGGACUGGAAGCAGGAAUGUAAAGAUUCACUAUAUUACCUCUGAAACAUUGACACGUGUCAACAGCUGGAUGGAAAUUUUAGGAACUUUCACAUAGGAGGAGAUGCUAUUUUAGUGUGUUGGCAACACUAAGAAGUGAAUCUAGUUUAGCUUUCUAUCCAAAGCAAUAGUUUUACUUAAAGGGAUAGUUCACUUUAAAAUGAAAGAUCUGUCAUCAUUUACUCAUCCUCAUGUUGUACCUGUAUGAAUUUUUUUCUUUUUUUUUUUUGAUGAACACAAAAGAAGUUAUUUUGAGAAAUGAUGGUAAACACACAGCAGUAAGUGACCAUUGACUUCCAUAGUAGGAAAAAAAUAUUUUGGAAGUAUUGUGAUAAAUGAUGAAGAAAAUAUUUUGAUUAAUGAUGGUAAGCACACAGUUGAUGGUACCCAUUAACUUCCAUCAUAUUUUUUAUAUUCCUACUAUGGUAGUCUAUGUCACUUACUGCUGUGUGUUUACCAUCAUUUCUCAAAAUAUCUUCUUUUGUGUUCAUCAGAAAAAAGAAUUUCAUACAGGUUUAGAACAACAUGAGGAUGAGUAAAUGAUGACACAAUUUUCAUUUUAAAGUGAACUAUCCCUUUAAUAAUAAACACAUGACAAUGCCUGAAUUCAAAUGUUGUAUUUACGCACAUAUGCUAGAUUUACAAUAGAUCUACCUGAUAUAUACACUGUAAAAAUGUUUUGUUUUUCAACCCAGCAUGGGGUCAAAAGGGGACGAACCCAACCUUUGGGUUAAAUUAACCCAGAAAAUGUUUAUAUUUGACCCAACAAUGGGUUAAAACAACCCAUCUUAUGUUAAAUUACAACAUAACCCAGCAUUUUUUACAGUGUACAUAGAUAAAUAGAUUUUGUCUUGGGGUUAUUUGGCACAACAGUGCUAACUAGAAUAAAACCUUUUCAACUGCUCAAUUACACAAAAUGCUGGGUUAUUUAAAAAAGACUAAUCUUUUUGGUUAAAUUAAUCCAGAUUUUUUUAUAUUUGAACCAACAAUGGGUUAACAAUCCAGCAUAGGUUAAAUUACAACCCAAGGGUCAGAUUCGUGUCUUUUUGAAAUAACGCUGGGUUGACAAUAACCCAGCAUUUAGACUAUCAGCAUCACUACACCAGAAAUUAGGCAUUAGCUGGGUUUCCAUCCAAACGUGAAGCAAAUCUUUUCAAAAUUCGCAAAAAAAGAUAAACAAAGAAAUUCUCUUUUUCGCAUAAAUCAAAAACCACCUCAAGCGAGAGUAAAACUUUUUUGCCAAUCAAAGGAUUUUUAAUCGGAAUUUGCCGUUUCCAUCACUCGUUUUCGAUGCGAUACUUCAAAAGGCAAAUAUGGAAAUUGUUAGACAUAUGUACAGUGUUUAAAUUCAGAGUUAGAGGUAUCUGUAGUGAAAAAAAUAAUAUAAUGUGUGUGUUUAUAUGCAUACAUAACUGUAUAUAUGAAUGUAGAUAUAUAACCAGAAUUUUUACUAUUUUAUUAAUUUUGAUUGUUUUAUAAUCUAAAGUCACUUUUAUCAACGUGUAGCACUUAACUUCAGUUGUUUUACAUAUUAUUUUAUUUGUCAGAGGAAGUCCCUUUCGUCAACAGGUAGCACUUACUGUGAUCUUUUUAAGAAAAGAUCACGCCUCCUGUUUAAAUGAUACUUUUAAUAGUCAGAAUCUAGUGUGUUAGUAUGCAAUGUUGCCUUUUUUUCAGGUUAGUACCAGUAGACAGGUUUCAUUACAGGAACUUUCGCCAAAAAUUUAAAUUUGGUUAUUUACUUGGUUAUUCAUUUCCAACCUAUUUGAAUUGUAUGUGUGUGUUUCAUUACUUUGAACAUCUGAAUAUGGCAUGACUUUAUUUCUAAGUAUAUGACGUCAAUAUUUUAGUCAUAUCAGACCUCAGUAUAGGGCAAGUCAAAAUGGUUGGUUUGCUUAAGAUAAGCCAAACACCCAUAGUGCUCAUCUUAUCACAGUUCAUGUUGCAGUAUCCACCCAAAUGCUGGAGGACCCCACCAAUCUUUUAUAAUGCAGUAUACAAAAAUCUGUGCCACCGGGUUACUCAUACUCACUUGGCUCAUGCCAUGGUUUUGAGCCUAUCCACCAGAAUCUGAAUGGCAGCCGUGCAUGCAUUGAUUUUGAUUGUGGUUUUCUGCCAAAAUAUUUGGCUGUACAUUUCAAUGCCACAGAAAUAUGAUUUAUAUGAGAUUUAACCCAACAGCAUAGCUAGAAAUGGGCAACGGAAGAUUAAUGAUUGAAUGUAAAACCAUCAUUUAGCUUUAUUACAUAGUAACGGGUAUGUAGGUGGAAACACAAACUGAAUAUUUUAAAGAGGAAUAUAUAUAUAUAUAUACAGAAGUUAGAUUUUAUUUUUUUAGAGCCAAAUCGAAACAGAAAAUUUAAUAGGAUUUAAUUAUUGUUUAAAACACAUAUUAUACAUGUUAUAUAUUAUAUUAUAACCCAAAUGAAGGAUUUAAACAAACUGUGACACAUUGAAGGACCAGUUCAAAUUUCUCUCCACGGUUGUAUUCAGGAUGUGGUUAAGGUCUGUUUGUAAAAGCUGUUCAUCAGACCCAUGCUUGUGUUAUUGGGUAUUAUGAAGAUAAUGUAUGGGGAUACGUACACAAUUUCAGGCUGGGUCGAGAAUGACCUCAUCUCCGAUGCUUAAAUACAUCAUGAAACGACGGCAGUGUGACAAUGUUGAUGUUUUUUCUGCACUGAUUUGUAUCGUCAGCCCCAAGGUAACGGUGAACUUUUAUGGCUUCCUCAGGUUGGUUCAAAAUACCAUACGUUUAUACACCUCCUCAUUCUUACACCGCUUUAUCUCGUGAUAGUGACCUCUUCAAUAAAACACACUCUUCUGCACUAAUAGACACAAUAAACAGUCGUUCCCACUAUGAGAUUAUUUCCACCCUGUACCUCUGAAUGGUUUUUGGUGCUCCAUGCAACUUAAAACAGUAUGAGUCCAAAGAGCUAGAUGGAAAGAUGAGAAUACUGAACCCCCAUAAAUUUGUUGUUUUGGAAACGUUUAAUGCUCAGCCUAAAAACGUCCAUGAAAUAGGAGGUGGUGAACCAUGUUAAAUGUUUUGUAGUACUGAUGUAGAAGUUCAGAAUGUCUACCAGUGUUCAAUCUUGCUAUCAUUUAUUCUUGUACGUGUGAUGUUCUUUGAAGAGCACUUGCGUUUGGCUCAUGAAAUUUAUCUGGUCAGUACAUGUUAAUGAAGAUACAGAUAGCAUAUAUUAGACCUUUAAAUGUCUUAGGCAUCAUCUAUUCAGAGCUCAGCGGGGCUGUGCGAGGAUUUUGGGUUUACCUAAACUCGAAUUAAAAAAAGAAAAAGUGUAAAAUCCAACAAAAGUGUGCUGUGUUGGGUUGAUUUUGUGAGCCAGGCCAUUCUUACCAUAAUGGAAAGUUUUUAAACAAACAGUGCUGUUUACUCCCCUUAUUCAGUUUUGACAAAUAAACAUUUAAAUACAUUGU